AUACGAACAGAAGCAGAUCUUUUUACAUCUUACGUUUUCACACAGAAAGCUGUAUGUGAGUAAUUGUGUAUAAAGAUUGUGUAUAAAGAGAGAAAUAUACUGAACAGUCGGGCAUAGCUUGAUCUCUUUAACCUACUUCAGAACCACGGACAGCAACCUGUCUCCUUCCACUGAUCUGUCUCUUGCGGUUUUGAGAUAACAACUGAGUCAUGCUCUAAAUGGACACUUGCGAAAUAUUGCUAUUACAUGUCAUGUUCGUAGAUGAAAUUACUCCAGCAAAAAUAAGCUGAUUUAUGGCUAAAUUAAAUCUUAUAUGUCUAGGAAAUCCCAAAUGAUGUUGUUUUUUUUACGCCUUAAAAUUCCACUUCGCAUUAUCUGUCAUUCCAAGACAUGCAACUGCCUAAUUCACGAGUGCAAAAUGUUGUAUUGUAGUGCACUGUGUAUAGUAGAGCAUAGGUGAAUCUAUCACAUGGUUGCUGCGGUCGCUCUGUGCUCCGCGUCUCUUUCUUCCAGAGCAGGAGGCAAGGCAGCAGCAGCAGGAGACGGGGCUUCAUGUAAACACGCCGCGCACAGGGCUUUCUUUGUUUCACACACACACACACACACACACACACACACUCACUCACACACACACACACGCACUGGUAUCCCCUCUUCUAGUCAUGCCAUGGAUAUUUUGUGGCAAUACCAGUUCCGAAUCAUUUUACUCGGCGAUUCGACAGUGGGGAAGUCGUCUUUGCUGAAACGCUUCACGGACGGAAUCUACAGUGAUGUGGCGGAUCCGACGGUCGGGGUAGAUUUCUAUGCCCGCUCGCUUGAUAUCGAGCCCGGGGUGAAAAUAAAGCUUCAGCUGUGGGACACGGCCGGUCAGGAACGAUUCAGGUCCAUCACAACAUCCUACUACCGUAACUCUGUGGGCGGGCUCCUGGUCUUUGACCUCAGCAAUCGCAAGACCUUUGAGCAUGUGCGGGAGUGGCACAAGGAGGUGAGUGAGCACAUCCUGCCCCACCACAUGGUCUACAUCCUCAUCGGCCACAAGAGCGACCUCAACAAGGACCGCCAGGUGAGCCGGGACGAGGCGGAGCAACUGGCGGCCGAGAUGGGCAUCCGCUACGUGGAGACGUCGGCCAAGUGCAACAGCAACGUGGACCGGGCCUUCGAGCUGCUGACGAAAGACAUCUACGAGCUGAUGAAGAUGGGGGAGAUCGUCACCCGCGACGGCUGGGACGGGGUCAAGAGCGGCCUCACCGCCAAGGUCCUCUACCCGGCCGACGAUGAAGAGGCACUCGCUACCGCGGUCCCCGAAAGGGGCUGCCACUGCUAACUGUGAACUCUCUGUGUCCAAACACUGUCCCGUCACACCAAGAGUUCACCUCGUCUCACAGUUGUCCAUCGAAACCAAGUCACUCAGGCUCAGUACCCCCGUGAUAUCACCAUCCAUCACUUCCUCACCUUGUGCGUCGUGUGUGGGUUCUUCCCACAGCCGGGGUUCUUUUCUAAUCAGGGGGGGGCCAUUGUAUAUCCCGAUGUGUAUCUUAACAGGCAACUUUGUUUUCUCUAAAGCCAUGUGGUGUAGCAUGAGCUGAGCUGUUUUGGACCUUGCUAGGUUCGGAUGACACAAGUGUGCAGAGGUGAUCAGGUCAUAGUUCUUAGAGUGUUGCCAACACUGCUUUAAACAGCCACCGGAGUCAGUGGACUACUGAGUAUACAGAAGACACAGAUCCAUUUCACAGAGCACUAUUGUGGGUUUCUAUCUAAGUUUGUGCGACGCUUUGCCCGCAAUCAUUUGUGAUUAUAAUAUUGUAAAUAGUAGUGAAAUCUAUAGAGAUGAAAGCUAUAAGGUCACUGAAAGCUAUUUAAUUGAUAGUGUGAACGGAGUGUCACCAUAUUUUAUCAGUGUGCUCCUGCUACUGUCAGCUAUAUGUGCACUUACGCCAAACUGACUUAAACCUUUCUGUGAAUAGAUGAGAAAUGCUCCUGGAAAAAAAAAAAAAAAAUAGAUUAAGGUGUAUACAUAGAGACAGGCCAUUGUAAUUAGAGUAGGUGGCCUUUAGGCAUUUGUUUCAUAGCAUCAACAGGAGCAAGACAUCAAGUGUGUUACCUCUCAGUCAUCAAAUCUGUAAUGACCUCAUCAACAGCAGGAAAGAUGUGUUUGACUAAAAACAAAAGGAAUUCUGAACAUCACCUGCAGCUGUUUGGGGAUUAGGGCAAACAGCUGUUUCUUUUGUUCAAAGCUUAAUCCACAAAAAUAACAAUAUUCCAAUCAGGCCUGAGCCGACGAUGGAUGCCAACUCAUUCGAUCCAUAUGUGGACAUGUGUGCUGCUUUUGUGGGUGUGUACUUUAUGCCGUGUUCCAGAGGUGUCGGUAUGAAAUUUUGUUUUAAGUUUUAUGGCGAAAAGUCAGACUUCCAAGUACAUAACCUGGGAAAAAUUAACAACCCUGAGAUGUCACGUUAACAAGGCAGCAUAUACUGCAAAAGCUAGUCAGCAUUUCUUUCAUGAGACUGGUAUCAAUCUCCUCAUCUAACUCGCUCAAAGACUCAGCGUAUUUACUAAAAUGUUGAAAUGAAGUCCUUAAUUAUUUCAAAAUGCUUGUUCUUACUCUGACAGAAGUGCUUGUCUGUAUUAAUUGACCUUCAAGGCCAAGAUUUUCCUUAAUCCUAAAGCUGCACAGAAGAAAUUCUUUGUUAGUACCUUUGACAUACCAAACAUAACUGAAGCUUUUACAUGUGGAAGAGUGUUUGGGAUUUACCGACUUAUACACUAACACCAGCUGAUGGUCAGUUGAUAAAGACUGUAUGGGGGAUCUAGUAUUUCUAAAACAUUUGCAUUAUCCCUUUAUUUU
This is a messenger RNA of Anarrhichthys ocellatus (wolf-eel), 2845 nucleotides long. It is a transcript of the gene rab42a, whose product is annotated as RAB42, member RAS oncogene family a. The transcript has 2 exons. Gene Ontology annotation, molecular function: GTP binding; GTPase activity. Bases 470 to 1324 code for a protein of 284 amino acids. The record is from RefSeq and is a predicted model, not a curated record. Gene Ontology annotation, biological process: Rab protein signal transduction. NCBI's taxonomy places the organism in Eukaryota, Metazoa, Chordata, Actinopteri, Perciformes, Anarhichadidae.